Messenger RNA from Closterium sp. NIES-65, 1722 nucleotides. NCBI's taxonomy places the organism in Eukaryota, Viridiplantae, Streptophyta, Zygnematophyceae, Desmidiales, Closteriaceae. The record is from the annotation of a GenBank genome assembly.
AUGGAAGUCCGCGGUUUUCCUCUACCCAAGAUAGAGCAGUCGACGCGUCCAUGGUGGGGGCACACGUCGCCUCCACCGCCUCUCCCCUCCCAUGCCUCUCUUCCCCCUCCCCUCAUUCCACCCACUUCCCCCUUCUUUUCUUCCCCCCCGCCGAUUUUCCCCAUCCCUUGCGAGCAGGAAUUCGCAGCCAAUGAGCUGCUGCCACGUGCGGCAGAGUGGGAUGCGCAGAAGCACUUCCCAGUGGACGUGCUUCGCAAGGCAGCAGGGCUGGGCUUUGCUGCUCUCUUUGUCAGAGAAGACGUGGGGGGGUCUGGGUUGGGCCGGGCUGACGGGGCGGUGGUAUUUGAGGCGUUGGCGCAUGCUGACGUCAGCACGACGGCGUAUCUCACGAUCCACAACAUGAAUGCGAGCAUCAUCGACAGGUUCGGAUCGGAGGAGCAGCAGCAAAAAUGGCUACCAGCCCUGGCAACAAUGGACCUCUUCUCCUCGUAUUGCCUCACAGAGCCUGGCAGUGGCAGCGAUGCUGCUGCUCUCAAGGUGAGACAUGGGGACCGGAUGGCGUUCAUCAGUGGAGCAACGGCUUCUGAUGUGUAUGUGGUGAUGGCGCGCACAGACGGGGAGGGGCCUAAGGGGAUAUCAUGCUUCCUGGUGGAGAAGGGCAUGCCCGGGUUAUCAUUCGGGCAGCUGGAGAAGAAACUCGGAUGGAACUCACAGCCCACUGCUGCGGUCAUUUUGGAGGAUUUGAGGGUGCCGGCAGCAAACCUUAUCGGGGGAAGGGGCAACGGCUUUCGAAUAGCAAUGACUGGGCUGGAUGGUGGGAGAGUGAACAUUGGUGCAUGCAGUGUGGGAGGGGCGCAGUUCUGUCUUGAGUAUGCUCAGCAGUAUGCAACGGACAGGAAACAGCCAAUCACAUUCUUCCAGAACACGCAGUUCCAGCUGGUCCACAUGACAGCAGCUUUUCUACCCCUCCCCGCCUCUCUUUCUUCUCUCUCCUGCCCCGCAUCGCCCUUCCAGAACACGCAGUUCCAGCUGGUCCACAUGACAGCAGCUUUUCUACCCCUCCCCGCCUCUCUUUCUUCUCUCUCCUGCCCCGCAUCGCCCUUCCAGAACACGCAGUUCCAGCUGGUCCACAUGACAGCAGCUUUUCUACCCCUCCCCGCCUCUCUUUCUUCUCUCUCCUGCCCCGCAUCGCCCUUCCAGAACACGCAGUUCCAGCUGGUCCACAUGACAGCAGCUUUUCUACCCCUCCCCGCCUCUCUUUCUUCUCUCUCCUGCCCCGCAUCGCCCUUCCAGAACACGCAGUUCCAGCUGUUUGGCAAGCCAAUCACGGCCUUUCAGAACACGCAGUUCCAACUGGCCGACAUGGCAACAGCAGUGGAGGCAGCUAGCCUCAUGUUUGGCAAGCCAAUCACGGCCUUUCAGAACACGCAGUUCCAACUGGCCGACAUGGCAACAGCAGUGGAGGCAGCUAGCCUCAUGUUUGGCAAGCCAAUCACGGCCUUUCAGAACACGCAGUUCCAACUGGCCGACAUGGCAACAGCAGUGGAGGCAGCUAGCCUCAUGUUUGGCAAGCCAAUCACGGCCUUUCAGAACACGCAGUUCCAACUGGCUGACAUGGCAACAGCAGUGGAGGCAUCUCGCCUGAUGGUUCGCAACGCCGCCACUGCCAUUGAUGUGAAAGCACCCUGGGCCACCACGGCUGCUGCCAUGGCCAAGAGGUGA